UGUACAAAAUCUAAGGUUGAAAAGUUAGCAUCUGAACCUUUACGUUAACAGUUCUUCAAUGUUUUGAGUUUGUAAAAUCUUUGAGUAGUUUAUGGGCUGCAUACCUACGAAACUAGCGAAACAUACACCCGGAUAUGAGGAUCCUACUGUUCUGGCUUCGGAAACUUCUUUUUCUGUGUGCGAAGUAGAAGCUUUGUAUGAGCUAUUCAAAAAGCUAAGCCAUUCAAUAUUUAAAGAUGGUCUGAUUCACAAGGAAGAAUUCCAACUCGCUCUCUUCAAGAAUAGCAAGAGAAAGAAUCUCUUCGCAGACAGGAUAUUUGACUUGUUUGAUAUCAAAAGAAAUGGGGUUAUAGAAUUUGGAGAAUUUGUUCGAUCCCUCAACGUCUUCCACCCAGACACACCGACGGAAGAGAAAAUUGCUUUUGCAUUUAAAUUGUAUGAUUUGAGACACACUGGCUACAUUGAGCGCGAUGAGUUGAAGGAGAUGGUUCUUGCUCUCCUAGAUGAAUCUGGUUUACACCUUUCAGAUGACGUCGUUGAAGUAAUUGUUGAGAAGACAUUUUCCCAAGCUGAUUCAAAAGGUGAUGGAAGGAUCGAUCCUGACGAAUGGAAAGAAUUUGUUAGUCAAAACCCGGCUUUGCUGAAGAAUAUGACUCUUCCAUACCUAAAGGAUAUGACGAUGGUAUUUCCCAGCUUUGUUGUGAACUCUGAACUUGAUGAAGAAGAUCUAUAGUUACCUACUUGACUGAAAAGUCAUGGAACUUUUUCUACAUUUCUUAUGCAAGAACGGUGAAUUUCUACUUCUUGCACAGAGAAAAAUUCUUUUCACUUUAUUAAGCUCAGAGAACUGGCAAUUCCAUGUAAACUCAGUACUCAAAAUUAACUUCAUAACGGCAGUGAUGCUAUGCAUUCAGUAACAGUACAAUCCAAAGGAGGCCGACUUCAAGGAUACGCAUUGAGCUCAUCAACUAGUACGAGAUGAACACCAAUUCUGCGACUUGUUAGAUACCACUGAACAGAGACUAGAAAGAUUGCGGUGAGUUUGUAUUGCGAAGGAAAAAGCAGUUGGAAACAAAUUAAGACUUACUUUGGAGUGGUUCCCUAAAAAGUGCUGAAUCUGCUGAUAGUUGUUUUUCUAUUCUUUUAGAGUUGUGAUAUUUUGUGAUAAAGUUGGAGCUACUUUAAAGGCUUUGAUCUGAUUUGUGGCA
Messenger RNA from Ananas comosus (pineapple), 1208 nucleotides. Its product is annotated as calcineurin B-like protein 7. The record is from RefSeq and is a predicted model, not a curated record. Lineage: Eukaryota; Viridiplantae; Streptophyta; Magnoliopsida; Poales; Bromeliaceae. Gene Ontology annotation, molecular function: calcium ion binding; kinase binding. The coding region runs from base 92 to 733 and encodes 213 amino acids. Gene Ontology annotation, biological process: calcium-mediated signaling. The transcript is spliced from 9 exons.